AUGACAAUCACAAUUACCCAACAGUACGAAUGUCUGUAUCUAUAUGGGCCCCACAUGCUUGAGCAGAUGAGAUCUGGUAAUAGGGCCCUCCGGUUUCCUCGCGACUCGGACAGAGUAUACUAUACUAAUCAAGCGGGCGGAGCUGAGGGUUUGAGCUCCUCACGAUGGCAUGCCAGGUUACAUCUCCCAGUCCCACAGUUGAUCACCCCGCUGAUAGAUACCAAUCCACAGUAUUUCCAUUCGCCCUACUAUACUAUACAUUUAUCUGUCAACAUCAAACAUCCAAAACAAUCUAAUGCCUACAACCGCAUCCCACCAGCCGCCGAGACCCGCCUUGGGGAUUUAGGAAAGGAAUAUACGAAGCGUCACAAAAAUUGCAAUAAUUCCCGCGCGGAUGUCAGCCGUAAAAAGAAAAGCCAACGCCAUUCCCGUAUACUCGCUAUUCAAAAGUAUGUAGGGAAAAAAAUAAAAAAUAAACACUAGUGAAAUGAAAACACAUGCUAAGAUAUAUCGUUCCAAAGCUUUGGUGAAAGUUCCGGCGGAAAGUGUGUAA
This is a messenger RNA of Tuber aestivum (summer truffle), 553 nucleotides long. The record is from the annotation of a GenBank genome assembly. NCBI's taxonomy places the organism in Eukaryota, Fungi, Ascomycota, Pezizomycetes, Pezizales, Tuberaceae.